AUGCUGAGUGAAAUAAAAACAGCAACCAGCCUAGGUUGGCAGCGUAAAGUGACAGAAAGCACAGACCAGGAAUGGGAUGUGAGCCAAGAGCAGACCACUCUACCUCAGACAUGCUACCAGGAAGUUCAUUAUCUGGAGAGAAGGCUGCCAAUAAAAAAACUUCAGAAAAUCACUGACACAUUGCCAACAAAAGCAUUAUACAGGGGGCAGUGUUCAGGAAGGCCUGAAAUUGAAUCUGUUCCAAAAUCUGCAUAUUCCCUUUCCCAUGAAGACUUCCAGCCCAGACAUUUGGACCAACAUACAGUAUGGGAAAACCCAGUUAGUCUAAGUAAGCCAAGCUUACCACUGGAUGCAAAGAGUGAGGAAAGCAGAAUCCUGUUGCACAAGCUUUGGCAUCAAGAAGUACAUCAGCCUGCAUGGAGACCAGAGGAUGGGCCAAGAGAGACAGCCUUGCCUGAAUGGAUCCCUAGCUGUGAGGUUCCUCAGCGUCAGACAGCACUGCUGGAGCUGCAGCAUUCCUUCUCCAAGAUGGCAGUACAAAAACAUUUUCAUUAUUCCAUAAGAGGAGAGACAAAAGACCUCAGAGACAACAUUACUAAGGGAAAUUUCUUUAACUGA
Messenger RNA from Pterocles gutturalis (yellow-throated sandgrouse), 618 nucleotides. RefSeq lists its product as uncharacterized. The transcript has a single exon. Bases 1 to 618 code for a protein of 205 amino acids. Lineage: Eukaryota; Metazoa; Chordata; Aves; Pterocliformes; Pteroclidae. Gene Ontology annotation, cellular component: centrosome. The record is from RefSeq and is a predicted model, not a curated record.